AUGGUCUGUCAGCGGGAGAAAGAGCUUCCACCUUUGCCGCCACAGGCAAGAAAAAAUGUGGAGAUCCCUGUACUGCCAUCUGUCACCAAUGACAUUAAAUCAACUACACCUACUCAGAAUAUACCAUCUCUAAAUAGGCACAAAACAGUUGAUGUUUUAGAUACCCCAAAAGAGGGGAAUUCGUCUCUGUCUAAACAAUCCAUAGGAGCCCAGAAGAAAUUUGUUCCUCAGCUCUCUAUCAGACGCAGUGGCCCCACCUUAACAUUGAAUCUGUCACACAGUAGCAAUUCAGAAGUCUCUGGAAAUAACGAUAUAGUGUCACGGCCUUUUGAUGCAUCAUUGACAAGUCCUCAUGUUUACUCUGCAAGUUCUGCCGACGAGGCAUUUCUAUUUUCCCAAGAAGACAACGAGCUAACCCCUAGUGAAAAAUCAAAAUACAUGUCCUUGUCUAUGAACAGCAAUAAUGAAACUUCCGACAACAUGCCUUCUCAUAAAAAGAAAAUUGUCAUUAAUCAAAACCCGCCAAGCAAUAUGUUGUCAGUACGUUCGAUGAACAAGGAAAAACCAGAGUUAAGUCUUAGUUCUAAAUCGUUGCAUCGACGUAAUAUAAAAAAACUUACGCUUGAUCCAAUUGAUACAAGUAACUUGCAAGACAGCAAAUUGGAUACCCCAUUAUUUUCUUCUACAUCUUCAUUAGGGAAAAUGGAGAUUAAGGAUCCAGAUCGAAGAAUCGACGCUGAUGAGUUGAUUCAAAAUAUAAAAAACCUAGAACUAGGGUUGGAAUAUCAAAUGCCCAUCAGAGCUGAGGAAUUGGUUAGUUUAAAAAGAUUGGGUUCUGGACAGUCUGGUACCGUUUCGAAAGUUUUACAUUUACCAACACAAAAAACGAUGGCACGUAAAACUGUCCAUCUUGAAGCCAAGGAAGUUAUACAGUCGCAAAUUAUGAGGGAAUUGAGGAUUAUGCAUGAAUGUGAUUCCCCGUUUAUAAUUGAAUUUUAUGGAACGUUUAUGCAUGAGGGGAAUGUUGUAAUCUGUAUGGAAUACGCAGACUGCGGAUCUCUUGAGCACGUUUUCAAAAUAACAGGUCCCUUUCCUGAAUUUAUGCUAAAACAUGUGGCUUAUUGCGUGUUAUCUGGUUUGAUUUACUUGUAUGAUAAUCAUAGGAUUAUUCACAGAGAUGUUAAACCAUCUAAUGUUUUGCUUACCUCAAAGGGAAAGAUCAAAUUAUGUGAUUUUGGUGUAUCCAGAGAACUGAUCAAUUCUAUGGCUGAUACUUUCGUUGGAACAUCUACUUAUAUGUCCCCUGAAAGAAUUCAAGGAGGCGUUUACUCUGUUAAAGGUGAUGUUUGGUCAUUGGGUAUUAUGCUCUACGAAUUAGCUUCUGGUAAAUUGGCAUUUACAAACAGCGAAUCUGGUCAGACCUCUAUUUUAGAGUUAUUGCAAAGAAUUGUCAAUGAACAACCACCAUCAUUAUCUGUGAAGGAUGGAUUUAGCAGAGAGGUUUCCGAUUUUGUGUCCUUGUGUUUGAAGAAGGAAAAGCAAAGAUCCAGUCCAUGGGAACUUAUGAGUCAUCCAUUCUUAGCUGACUUCCUUGAGGAGGAUGGAGUUCGUGUGAACUCCAAAUACCGUGGUGAUAUUCGUAAGUGGGCCAAAAAUGUACGAAGGGUACAGAAGGGUAAACCAGUAAAAACUGGCUAG
Pichia kudriavzevii is the source of this 1698-nucleotide messenger RNA. RefSeq lists its product as uncharacterized. Gene Ontology annotation, molecular function: protein kinase activity; ATP binding. Bases 1 to 1698 code for a protein of 565 amino acids. The record is from RefSeq and is a predicted model, not a curated record. The transcript has a single exon. Gene Ontology annotation, biological process: protein phosphorylation. Lineage: Eukaryota; Fungi; Ascomycota; Pichiomycetes; Pichiales; Pichiaceae.